UAUUUACGCCAUUGAGAGACUGCGAUCGGAACAGCUGGCGAAACAUCUGAUGAGUUGUCACAAGUUCUCUGUUUGAUCACGUUGAUGCGCGUUUCUUUUAUCGUUCAUUGACUGUAUGAGCGGACAAAUAAGUUAGUAUCUGCACGUUUGUGUUGGUGCACCAUUCAGAAAAUGCCUCAUAAAUGUUCGGGAUCACAGCAGCGCUGACAUCUGCUGUGCGGUGACCACUGAGCCCACGGAGGAGGAGGAUGAGCACCACAGUGUGCGGACGUUUCCAAGCGAAGAAUGGAUCAUUUUGUUUAAAACGGGUCUACACACUGUGGUAAAGACUGUUUAGUCCGCUUCCGGUGUGAGUUUCCCUUCCUCGGUGCUCUGUGUGGUUACUACACGUCCCCUUGGAGAGCGGCUGUAUCUCAGUCAUGCCCCGGUCAAAUCGACGGUACAAGCCGCUGCAGCAGAGCAACGGCAGCGGCUCCUUCACCGGUUGUGAGCGGGUUCGAAUGCCUCGGGCCCGGGUGUUGCUGCUGUGUCUCCUCGGGAUUCUGGUGCUGACUCUGGUGCUGGGAGUUUAUCUGUCCAAAGACAGCACCAGUGCACAAGUGAACCGCACACCAGCUGUGGACCUGACCAAAGACAGGUUGUCCCACAAACCCAGUAAGUGUUCACCGGCUCAGAUCCGCCGUCUGGCCUCUCAGGUGGACGGCAGUCGUCUGUGGGAAACGUACAUGAGGCCCAUCCUGAUAGAGCGGCUCCCGGGGACAGAGGGCAGUCUGAUUGUACAGCAGCACAUCACCUCCACCAUAUCCUUGCAGUCGGCCGGCUGGUCCAUAGAGCUAGACUCCUUCCGGUCUUCAACCCCUCGAGGCCUGGUUGCCUUCACUAACAUCGUAGCUACUCUGGACCCUUCAGCACCACGGAGGCUGCUCCUCGCCUGCCACUAUGACUCCAAGCUGCUGCCCCCAGAUCCUCGGGCCCCAGAGAAGGUGUUUGUGGGAGCGAGUGACUCAGCAGUGCCAUGUGCUAUGAUCCUGGAGCUCGCCACUUCUCUGGAUGCCCAGCUUAGAUCAUUCAAACAGCAGAAACCUCCAGUCACCCUUCAGCUCGUGUUCUUUGAUGGCGAGGAGUCGUUUGAAGAGUGGACCGCCACAGACUCGCUGUAUGGCUCUCGGCAUCUGGCGGAGCGUAUGGCCAACACGCCUUACCCCGCUGCGUCCUCACACACCACCAUGAUCCAGGCUGUGGACUUAUUUGUGCUGUUGGAUCUACUCGGCGGAGCUGAUCCACUGAUUGCUAAUCACUUUGACAACACAGCGCGCUGGUUUGACCGUCUGAUUGCUGCAGAGAAGCGACUCCACCGGCAGGGUCUUUUGACAUCUCACCCAUCAGAGCAGACGUAUUUUAGGAAGGACGUGUAUCUUGGACCUGUGCAGGACGACCACAUCCCCUUCCUUCACAGAGGUGUUCCUGUGCUGCAUGUCAUUGCCACUCCCUUCCCACAGUUCUGGCACAAGCUGGACGACACGGAGCAGAACAUGCACCGCCCCACUGUGGAGAACCUGACCAAGAUCAUGGCUGUGUUCCUGGCUGAAUACCUGGGUUUCUGAACACAAACUCUGACAGAUAUCUGUGCUCCACACAGCUGUGGCCUGAGGAGCUCUGCUCACUUUAAACCUGCGCCAGAGCACAUGUGCUGUUCCUCUCGCUGUGAUCAAUGACCAGAUGCACAACAAGAUUUCCCCAAUGAAAUAAACUGUACUCAACUGGACACCAGCUUAACUUAACCAAGCACAUUGUCUCCACUGUACUGGCCAGGCUUUGUUGUUUCACACACAAUGGAUGAUUUGAAGACCCAUUUCCAAAUAUGGGCAUAUGUGGUGGGCACAGUCUUAAUUAAAGUAUUAUAGUAAUGUCUUAUGAGCAUGGUACCUGAGGACUAGGAAGAUUUAAAAAACUAAAAAACCAAACCCACUCUUAUUCGAUAGGUUUGCUUCAUUCUUUUAAAAAAAGAAAAGCCUUUAUUUGCUAAGUCUACAGUAUAUUAUCAAGAUGCACUAAUGUCUUUUUAAAGACUGACUUGAGUUCAUCUAAUGUGAGCUGCUGUGAAUGCAGGUCACACAGUGACAACUUUACUUGAGUGAAAAUCAUCUUGGCUUUACAACCAGCCAUUUUAUGUUUGCUAGCUAUUAUGUUCUGUGACUAUCCUGCACUUUUUCUGUCAGUUUAAUGAUGGGAAAAUGAAAAUCCAACAAAUGCUGCCUUCUGUGGUGAAAGAUGAGGAGAGAAAAGGAUGCAAUAAAGUUUACAUGUGUUAACAUCUUUCAGGAUUGGGUUCACCUGUGGGAAGUCAAAAUCACUGAAAGAUUCCGUUACUAGAAAACAGUACACUGAGUGAGCUGAGUACACUUUACAGUCCAUUUGUGAACUGGUAUGUUGAAUUUAAUCCAGACAUGUGAUGCUUACUUUUACGUUUUUGUAUUGUGUUGUCUAUGUAUGAGUCCAAGUACAAUGUCUGAUGCGUCACAUUUCGGUAAUGACUUGUACUUGUGAUUGUUUUACGUCACACCAGAACAAUUUACUUUAAAUUCAAGAAGUAAAACAGUGAAAAGGAAUUGUACUGGACUGGAAGAACUAGUUUCAAGGAGGUGGUGGAUGAAGAUGGUUUUGGGUUUGCUGGGGGCCUGGAGGUGAAAUGUAGAUUUGUGUAGCAGGAAGCAAUAAGUACCAGAAAGCUGCAUGACAAAACAAGACAUUUUUAAUAUAUUUUAUAUUUCAAAAUGUGAACACAUGAUCAUAAAAGACUGAGCAGAAUAAUUCAAUAAAAAAUGAAAUCAAAAA
This is a messenger RNA of Solea solea (common sole), 2835 nucleotides long. RefSeq names its product glutaminyl-peptide cyclotransferase-like a (gene qpctla). The transcript is spliced from 7 exons. Gene Ontology annotation, molecular function: zinc ion binding; glutaminyl-peptide cyclotransferase activity. Lineage: Eukaryota; Metazoa; Chordata; Actinopteri; Pleuronectiformes; Soleidae. Bases 420 to 1604 code for a protein of 394 amino acids. The record is from RefSeq and is a predicted model, not a curated record.